AUGGCGAAACGGCUCAACAAGCAGUGCGCAGCGUUCGCAGAUUGUCCGCCGUAAUGUUGAGGGUAUACCCUAUGGGUCGGGCCACUCAAGCAACUGCCAUCGACUUUGAACGAUUUUAAUCUUGAACGAGUAAAUCAAACGGGGAUCCCAAUUCUGGAACAAACUCUUGAAGACGCCCGCAUCUUUCUGGGUGCUCGAUUUCAGGCCUUCGAAGCCGUUCGUGCCAUAGCAGCAAUUGCUCAACUCAUAUCGCUUCGACAGGGAGAUGAAUCGGAUGUUGAUGAUGAAGCGGAUGAUGAGGACGACGUCGAUAGCUCAGAUGACACUGACGAUGCUCCACUCGACGAUGCUCCACCCGGCGAUGCUCCACCCGACGAUGCUCCACCCGGCGAUGCUCCACCCGACGAUGCUCCACCCGACGAUGCUCUACCCGGCGAUGCUCCACCCUGCGAUGCUCCACCCGACGAUGCUCCACUCGACGAUGCUCCACCCGACGAUGCUCCACUCGACGAUGCUCCACCCGGCGAUGCUCCACCCGGCGAUGCUCCACCCGACGAUGCUCCACCCGACGAUGGACCCCAAGGUCCGGAUAGACCGCUGCAAGAAAUUGUUGACGAGUGGCUGGACGAAAAUAAGGAAAAUCUGAUUCCAUACGAUGUGAACUCACGGAAUUCUGGCUUCCCUCAUAAAUCGAAAUGGCAGAGCUUGCCGAACUAG
Caenorhabditis elegans is the source of this 717-nucleotide messenger RNA. Lineage: Eukaryota; Metazoa; Nematoda; Chromadorea; Rhabditida; Rhabditidae. The record is from the annotation of a RefSeq genome assembly.